GGCAAGAGCAGAGAACAGACUAGACGGGACAGCAGAGCAAAGAAACUGCCCCCGAACUUAAAGCAAGAGCGAGAAACUGAGACAUCAGAGUUUUGGAGAAAGACAGAGAGACCUGUUGGAAUUUACUGCUGAUUUCCAGCUUUUCUUUUCAUUUAAUGAAAGGACUUCUUUGCAACAAGUCCGACCUGCACAUAACUUUUAAAUGAGUUUUGCACUGGAUUUGAUCCCUUUUUAGAUUCAUAUGCGUAAUUUUGGGGACAGUUUCGUGGAAGUUCAAAGACUUUUGAUUUGUAGCUCAUAGUGGAAACCUUUUAAAGGAUUUAAUUGCUUCAUUAUAGAGACUUUAUUCUCAAUUUAAUUUUUCCUCUUGUCGGAUUUCAGUUAUAUGAUGUGGUUUUUACGCGUUUCCAUUGGUUUAAUUACCGCCCUGUGCGUCAGCGCAGCGCACAGCUCCUGGGAGGAGAGCACCGUUGUGCCGGUCAGACUAGACCCGGCGGCCCAGUCAGAGAGCGAAACCGAACCCUGGCGGACUCCCACCGCAGAGGAGAAGGAGAAGGAGGCGGAGAUGAGAGUGUACCGGUUGGACGUAUUUGGCAAGCAGCUGGUUUUGCAGCUCGAGCCUGACCAGACCUUCUUGGCGCCGGGUUUUGUCUUCCACAUCGUGGGGACUCCCGAGUCCGACCCGACACCGGAACCAAAGAGCGGAGCCGAGCCAGGCUGCUUCUUCUCGGGCACGGUGAACGGAGAGGAGCACUCCGCCGCUGCGCUCAACCUGUGCCACGGACUCAGGGGCGGAUUUUACUUUCGGGGUGAAGAGUACUUCAUCCAGCCCCUGAACUCCAGCGACUUCCUGGGCAGUGAGGAGGAUGUCCACACGGUUCGCCGGAGAAGCCGGGCAGCUUUGGCUGAGGAGGGCAGCUCCAAGUGUGGGGUCAACGAGGACGAGGAGAGAGUGCCAACGAAUCUGGAAAAAGAAGCUCGUCAAAGAGCCCCUAACGCAGACCAGACAGCCCACCACAGGACCAGGCGUUUUGUUUCCACCCCUCGCUACAUGGAGAUCAUGCUGGUGGCCGACCAGUCCAUGGCUGAGUUCCACGGCGCAGGGCUCAAACCUUACCUGUUAACCAUCAUGGCAGUGGCCUCCCGCCUCUACCGGCACCCCAGCAUCCACAACUCCAUCAGCCUGGCCGUGGUGAAGCUGCUCGUGGUGUACGAGGAGGAGCGAGGCCCUCAGGUGUCAUCAAACGCAGCCAUGACCCUCCGCAACUUCUGCCAGUGGCAACGGCAGCACAACCCUCCUAGUGACCGCCACCCGGAGCACUACGACACGGCCGUGCUCUUCACCAGGACGGACCUAUGUGGUGCUCACUCUUGUGACACUCUGGGGAUGGCAGAUGUCGGCACAGUGUGUGACCCUGACAGAAGCUGCUCAAUCAUUGAAGAUGAUGGACUGCAGGCAUCAUUUACAGUCGCACAUGAGCUCGGUCACGUCUUCAACAUGCCUCAUGAUGACGCCCAGCUGUGUUCGGGUGUGAACGGCGCCCACUGGGGCUCCCACAUGAUGGCCUCCACCCUGUCCAACCUGGACCAGCAGCAGCCGUGGUCUCCCUGCUCUGCCCUCAUGGUCACCACGUUCCUGGAUAACGGUCACGGUCAGUGCCUCCUGGAUAAGCCGGUGAAGCCUCAGCCGCUCCCCCAGCCCCUGCCUGGGACGGUUUACGACGCCGACCAUCAGUGUCGUCUGACGUUUGGCGAAGACUCGCAGCACUGCCCAGACCUGAGCACCAUGUGCACAGCUCUGUGGUGCACCGUGACCACGUCCAACGGUUUGCUGGUGUGCCAGACCAAGAACUUCCCCUGGGCUGAUGGGACGCCGUGCGGACAUGACAGCUUCUGCCUGGCUGGACAGUGUCUCACAAAGAGUCAAGCUGCCAAACAUCAGACUCCUGUCAACGGUGGAUGGGGUGUCUGGGGACCCUGGGGUGACUGCUCCCGAACCUGCGGAGGAGGAGUUCAGUAUUCCUUCCGCGCCUGUGAUAACCCUUUGCCUAAGAAUGGAGGCAAAUACUGUGAGGGCAAGAGGAUCCAGUACCGCUCCUGCAAUACAGAAACCUGCCCUGACACCAACGGCCUGUCAUUCCGUGAAGAACAGUGUCUGGCCCACAACGACAUGUCGGCUCAAGUGUCCCUGGGUUCAGGCGAGGGCGUCGAGUGGGUACCCAAAUAUGCUGGAGUUUCACCCAAAGACCGCUGCAAGCUGGUGUGCCGGGCCAAGGGGACUGGAUACUUCUUUGUUCUCAAAUCUAAGGUGGCUGAUGGGACGCCCUGCAGUCCAGAUUCCACUUCUGUUUGUGUUCAAGGCCAGUGUGUCAAGGCUGGAUGUGAUCGUGUCAUUGGCUCCAACCGGCGCUUUGAUAAGUGCAAUAUUUGCGGUGGAGAUGGUUCAACCUGCAAGAAAGUGUCAGGAUCUCUGGAGCGUGCCAGGCCUGGUUACCAAGAUGUUGUAACUAUCCCCGCUGGUGCCACCCAUGUAGACGUCAAGCAACGUGCUCCAGGCAACGGUCGUCAUGACAACAGCUACUUGGCAGUGCGUCGCCAGGAUGGAAACUAUCUGUUAAACGGCGACUACAAGCUGAUGACCAUGGAGACUGACAUUGCCCUGAGAGGGUCACUGUUGCGUUACAGCGGCUCAUCUGCCACCCUGGAGCGCCUCCGAAGCUUCGCCCCGCUCCCUGAGCCCCUCACCAUCCAGGUGCUGUCUGUAGGAGAAGCCCCGAGGCCCCGAGUUAAGUACAGCUACUUCGCCCCUCGACCCAACAACGCUGCUUCAGCCUCCGGCAACAAUGCAGGCCGCCGCCCAUCUAUCAAUGCCAUCCGAGAGGUUGGUGGAGCCGAGUGGACCCUGAGGGAGUGGGGUCCAUGUUCCCAGACCUGUGGAGGAGGCACCCAGCAGAGAGAGGUAGUGUGUCUGGACUCUCAGGGCCGUCCCUCCAGAGACUGCCCCGAGGAGCUUCGCCCCUUGGCCUCGCAGUCCUGCGCCUCCCAGUCCUGCCCCUCCUGGCUGCUCGGGGAAUGGUCAGUGUGCUCCAAGACCUGCGGCCGAGGCUUCCGCAAACGUCAGCUGCGCUGCAUCGGCCAUGACGGACGCACACUAACCCAUGACAGCUGUGACCCCAAAGACCGGCCACGACCCCUGCUGGAACUGUGCAAUCAGAGUGCCUGCUAAGGACUGCAUCUACCAUCAAACCUCCCAACAUUCAGAAAGACAUCAGAUAAAAACUGCCUCCCUUUUCCCAGAAAAGGGCCGAUGAAUGUUUACAUCCAGAGCAAGAAUGCUACAGGUUUUCAUGGCUUCCAAUGAGUCCACGAUGAUUGUGACUGCUAAUAUUUACCCAUUCCCUCCAGCCAUUUUGGGGCCAAAUGUUGAACAGCAGCAGCAAAGACCGAGCUUGCUGCCUGUGUGUCCUCAGAGCACAGCAGUGGCAUAUCUUGUGUCCCAUUAAGGGGAAAAAGACAUUCCUAGUUUCCCUAAAGGAGCAGGCUGCUUACCAUGCCAAUGCCAUGCUUAUGUGUGAGUGUGAGACUGUGUGUGUUUAAAUUUUUAAUGUGUAUAUGAUGUUUGUCCAAGCUGGGCUGGACAGACAAAUAAGGGUUUGGGUGGGGGAGGUUAUCUAAAGAAUAUAAGAAACAAAUGAAAGAGAAUAGCUCAUAGUCUACUUGUUCACCCCAUCAGGUAUGGAAAAAUCAGAUAGUCAUAACGUUUGUUAAAAUUUCAGUCCACAUUUAUUUAUCACAAACCUGAAGCACUUCAUCUUUUGUUUUUGCCAGCGGCACAUUGUAACAACCAGUUUCUCUAAAUGCCUCAGUACUUUAUAUUAGCCAUAUCUUGCCCUCGUCUAUGCAGCCUUCAAUGAGGGAACUGUUCAAAGACCAAAGAGGAGUGUGUGAGUGUACAUGUGUGUACUAAUGUGUGUGUGGAGACCUACAGAGGGACUUGUCUCCUGCUACUACUUCAUAAGUAAGUCUCUCCUGCCUUCUGCGAAGGCUCUUUUUUUUCAGUUUUUUUUCUUUUGUACAGAAUAUCCAAACUUUAUUUAUUUUUGUACAGCCUGUUAAAUAUAAUCAUGUGGCUUUUUUAAUAUAGUUUUUUUUAUUUGUCAUUGAGAUUACAGAAGGAAGUAGAAUAUAUAGAGUAUUUAUACAGUGUCUUUAUAUAUAU
Amphiprion ocellaris (clown anemonefish) is the source of this 4219-nucleotide messenger RNA. It is a transcript of the gene adamts1, whose product is annotated as ADAM metallopeptidase with thrombospondin type 1 motif, 1. Gene Ontology annotation, cellular component: extracellular matrix. The transcript is spliced from 8 exons. Gene Ontology annotation, molecular function: metalloendopeptidase activity. Gene Ontology annotation, biological process: extracellular matrix organization; proteolysis. Bases 386 to 3226 code for a protein of 946 amino acids. The record is from RefSeq and is a predicted model, not a curated record. NCBI's taxonomy places the organism in Eukaryota, Metazoa, Chordata, Actinopteri, Pomacentridae.